AUGCGUAUUUUCGUCACCGGAGCAGCUGGCUUUAUUGGCCGCGCUGUCACUCAAGAACUCGUCCAGAACGGCCAUACAGUCCUCGGAUUAGCACGCAACGAAAAGAAUGCCGAGAUAAUCCGCAGCCUCGGUGCGGAACCUCAUCAGGGUGAUUUAGAAGACAUCGAGAGUCUUCGAAGCGGCGCAAGAGCCGCCGAUGCCGUCAUCCACUUAGGAUUCAUUCACGACUUCACGAAAUUCGACCACAGCCUGGCUGUUGACCGAGCAAGCAUUCAAGCAAUGGCCGAAGAACUCGUCGGCAAGCCUUUUAUUAUCGUUGGUGGCACAAUGGGUCUCCCAUCAGGCCCGCUUUCGACGGAGGACACCGAGCCUGAAAUAGAUGGCCAUCUUGGUGCACGAAAUCAUUCUUCGGCUCUGCUUUUGAAACUAUCGAAGGAGAUUGGCGUUCAUGGUAUCAUCGUUAGACUUGCACCUACUGUGCACGGGAAAGAGGACCAGGGAUUCAUGACCAUGAUGGGAGGUCUCUCGAAGAAAGCUGGCGGCAGCUAUUAUGUCGACGAUGGUUCCAACCAGUGGCCCGCUAUUCACCGACUAGAUGCGGCAGUUCUAUUGCGCCUUGCAGUUGAGAAAAAUGUCACUGGCGGAAUCACCUACAUUGCUGCUGCUGAGAAUGUCCCCUCAAAGGACUUCAUGACGGCAAUUGGCAAGAAAUUGAGCAUCCCGGUUGCAAGCAAGCCACAGGCGGAGGUGAAUCAAGCCCUAGGGUUCUUUGGCCCUCUACUCGGCCGCAACAACACUGUUUCAAAUGAAAAGACACGAAAGGAGCUUGGAUGGGCUCCCACUCAGAUUGGAUUGGUUGCUGACCUCGAGCAAAACUACUUCUUGUAA
Talaromyces amestolkiae is the source of this 888-nucleotide messenger RNA. RefSeq lists its product as uncharacterized. The coding region runs from base 1 to 888 and encodes 295 amino acids. The record is from RefSeq and is a predicted model, not a curated record. The transcript has a single exon. Lineage: Eukaryota; Fungi; Ascomycota; Eurotiomycetes; Eurotiales; Trichocomaceae.